Molecule: messenger RNA, 1965 nt
Organism: Ectocarpus siliculosus
Lineage: Eukaryota; Phaeophyceae; Ectocarpales; Ectocarpaceae
Source: the annotation of a GenBank genome assembly
UACACGCCUGCCAAACCCCCUGUACGUGGUGGAAUGACUCCCCUGCUACCUGCAUCAGACCCUGUUCCUGCUUUUAAGGCGGCAGUAGACCUGCCGGACGCCUGAUACUCGCCCACAAUCAAAGGCGGGUGGGCAAACUAUUUACACAUAAUUCCGCCGCCCGCCCGCCGCCACCCCGCCCGCCGAAAGCACACAAAUGACAUCUUCGUCAAACGAGCUGGAGCAACAAAAACCGCAACGUGAGGCAUAAGUUUACUCUCUCGUAGAGGAAGCCGUUGACGCAUUUUUUCACACGCCUGCCGAAAGCCCCUGUACGUGGUGGAAUGGCUCCCCAGCUGUCUGCGCCAGGCCCUAUUCCUGCAUCAGGCGGUGGUCAACCUGCUGGAGGACGCCUGAUGCUCGGAGUUCUUGAGCAUCGGCGGUUUAGCACGGCGAUGUGGUCGAUGCUGAUGCUCCUGUCGUUCAUCAUGGUGGUCCACAACCUGGUGUUUCGCUCGUGGGGCAUCGGUACCUUCCCUUCUAUAACAAGGCGGAUAGAAGCUCUUGGCGAACAAGGCACGUUCAGCAGAUCCAGCCCGCUGAUCGACGCCGAGGGCAAGCCAUCCAUCUUGGCCUACGCCCGAACGCCGGCGGGAAGGGUCAUGCACAUCCUCCCCGCUGGACUCUGGAGCGUGAUCGCUCCGCUGCAGCUCAGCCCGUCCUUCCGAGCGAAGCACCGCACGGCCCACCGCAGGCUCGGACGCUUGUUCAUCUUCAUGAGCGUCAGCAUUUCCCUCGGGCUCGUCCCUCUUGUUCUCAGCGGGGCUCCCACGACUCCGAAUUGGAGCAACGGAAGGGAAUCGCUCGUCUUCGCAGGCUACUUCUUGGUAACGGGCUUGCUGGCAGUUCACCAUGCAAGAAACAAGCGUUUUGCCGAUCACAGGGUUUGGAUGCUGCGACACGUGGCAAUGGGAUACUCGGUGCACAUGCAGCGCCUUCUCGGCCACCUCACCUGGUGGAUGUUCCCCUUGUUGAUGCCCGGGUACACCGACUUCACGAAUGGCGGGAAGGAAUUGCGUGCUAACGUGUUCAUAUCGUAUUUUUUUGUGGGCCUUGCCCUGACGGUGGGGCCAAUGGAGGUGUGGCUGCGGCACACGUCGCCUUCCGGAAAAGAUGUUGCGAGAGGGGCAAGAACCAGAGCUCUCCAUCAAGGCCUCGUGACGUACCACACCUUAACCGCACACGUAUGCGCCGCAACCAUGGCCGUAAAAACCGUCCCGAGCUACAGCAGUCAAUGGCCGAACGAAUCCUCGCCAAGCGAUGAGAACCCAACAAUACCGCGGUUCAGCUUGGCAUGUGAAUAUUCCGCCGUAAUCUAAGACACUUCGAUUUCACGAAACGGGCUUCAAGUAAUUUCUGCAUGCAGUUGUCUUGCGACAGUAGGAGUGUCGGUGGCCGAAUCCGUACAUAUGUAGCACGACUUUGAGAGAUGUGAAGGCUUUGCCGGCUUGCAGGAACCGAUCGACCGGCCAGGGACGAUGAAACGGAGACGCACAUUCACCCACUAGGGGGUGAAAUGAAAUCGUUCCAUGGGUUAGCAGGGCAUGCCCCAACUGCCGCAAGUAGUAGGAAAGGGUUGACCUAGCUCCUAGAUUGUAAUCAGAGGCCUCAUGGCUUGUCUUCCUGGCGUAGACCAAACGUAGUAGGCAAAUCCAAACAUGCAUGCAUGCGUAAAUGGAUGCAAGUUCAGAUGUUCAAGCGGUGUUCUGUUGCAUGCUUGCCAGAAUCGUAGUUAAGGAGCCGUAAGAGGCUCGAGAGCAUGGUGUUGAAGAAAGCUUUGCCAUCCAUGCGUCUCAGCUUACCAGUACCGUCUUAUGAGCACUCGGGAUUGGUUGUUGCUGGAUUUGUGUGGUUCCGUGAUUUCCAGGAUGAAGCAAGUGUCCCACGCCAUCCUCUCUCUCUCUCUCUCUCUCUCUAUUCUCACUC